GUUUAUUUUAUGGAAGUUUUGUUCGCGUGGGAGUGUUCAAGACAUUAUUUACAACAAAAGUAUGACUUUAGAUGAGAAGUUCCAUGCUGCUUUUGUUCGUGAUAUUACUUUGGGUUUAGAAUAUUUGCAUUUAUCAAAAGUUGGUUUUCACGGUUUAUUAAGUCCUUCUACUUGUGUAAUUGACCGAAAUUGGUCUGUUCGUUUAACUGAUUUUGGAUUGGCUACAAUGCUGGAAAGAUGGCAAAAGGAAGGGCAAAUACAGCCUUAUAAGGCCGAGGAAGAGGAAGAAGUUGUUAAAGAAAAGAGGCGGGGAAGUAAAGAAAAAUCUUGUCCAACUGCUUUUGAUAGAAGGGGAUUGAAAGCUAAUUAUAAUAUUUAUUGCCCGCCCGAAAUGUUGAAGAAUCGAGAACAAAAUAGACGUCGCCGUAUGGAUCAAAGUUGGAUUCAACAAUCUGUUAUGCGUAGACAGGCUGGGGAUAUUUAUGCUUUUGGAAUUGUUAUGUAUGAAAUUUUAUUCCGUGAUCUUCCAUUCCCUAGAAAUGUUGACCUCUCUGGUGUGGGGGCUUCUGGAGAUGAUGGAUCUAGACACAUUAAACCAACAAUUCAAGAAAAGGAAACUCAAAUACAUCCGGAUAUGGCCGCCCUUUUAAUUGAUUGUUGGUCAGAAAAUGCGGAAAUACGUCCAAGUAUUCGACGUGUUCGUUUAAAUACUGAAUCUGUUCUUAAAUGGCUAGUUUUUUUUGAAAAAAUUAAUGGCGGUUUUGCCAAAUAUGGCAGCAGUCCUUGCCUAUUUGGGAUUGCCUGUCUUGGCAAAGGUUCUUUAGUAGAACAAAUGAUGAGAGUUAUGGAACAAUAUGCAAAUAAUUUGGAAAAAGUUGUUCGUGAACGUACAGAAAUGCUUGAAGAAGCUAAUGCCCGUGCUGACAGACUAUUAAAUCAAUUAUUGCCACCAUAUGUGGCUACAGAAUUAAAGGCUGGACGUCGUGUUCCUCCAGAAACUUUUGCUUCUGCCACAAUACUUUUUUCUAAUAUUGUUGGAUUUACUCGUAUAUGUCAAGAAAGCUCUCCUCUUGAAGUUGUUACUUUAUUAAAUGGAAUAUAUGCUGGGUUUGAUGACAGAAUUCUUGAACAUGGGGCUUAUAAAGUAGAAACAAUUGGAGACGCGUACAUGGUUGUUGCAGGAAUUCCCCCACCUAAAGACCAAAGUGUUUUGGCACAAAAUCGACACGUUGAUACAAUUGCUAAUGUUGCUCUUUCUAUGCGUAAAUUUCUUUCUGGUUAUGAAAUUCCUCAUAGACGAAAAGAAAGGGUUAAAUGUCGAUGGGGUUUUCAUUCAGGACCGGUUGCUGCUGGUGUUGUUGGAUUAACUGCUCCACGUUAUUGUUUAUUUGGAGAUACUGUCAAUACUGCAUCGAGAAUGGAAUCAACAGGAUUGCCCGAAAAAAUUCAAAUAAGCGACCAAACUAAUCAAUUGCUGGCUACACAUUAUGCUGAAUAUGUUACUGAACAUCGUGGACAAGUUGAAAUUAAGGGCAAAGGUUUAUGUAAAACUUAUUGGCUAGAAUCAAAAAAUAUGAGCCAUUUAUCAAGCGAACAAAUGCAAAUUCAUUCAUUCCAACAACUUUAUUAA
Molecule: messenger RNA, 1630 nt
Organism: Meloidogyne enterolobii
Lineage: Eukaryota; Metazoa; Nematoda; Chromadorea; Rhabditida; Meloidogynidae
Source: the annotation of a GenBank genome assembly